AUGUCUGCCAGUACAGCUGAAGCGCUUAUAUUGCAGCACCCGACUAAUUCAGUCAACAACCCUCUGUAUGUGACCGGAUCUGAUAAGGCGUGGGCUCGUGAUUAUGAGCCCAUCAAAAGGGUCAUAACCCAUACGUUUGUUGGUUCAGACGGCAUCACUUACGCUAACUUCGAGGACGCGUUCCUUGGACUACAUGAUGAUGAUGCUUUGCGGUUCCGUCAACCGGCGGUCCCUCCAAAUAAUCGCCAUUGGAGACUUGAAUCAGAGGCUGACUGUGAAAAUUGGUUCAACACUGAGAUAACCAACGUAGUCCUCUCUGCGUGGCAUAGCUACCCACCGAUGACGCAGACAUCUCACACAAAACCCCUUUUAGAACAGAACACGCCUGAAAAUGUCGACUCUACAUUUUCUGUCAAAUUCGGCCAACAAAGGCGCACUGUGGCUAUAGGGGAGAUCAAACGCAAUCUCAUCGAUACGGCAGAUUGGCAAAGAGGGUCCAUUACUGCUGCCAGUCAGAGGAAGCUGUCACAAGAGCUGAGGGGCGCUCAGAUAUGA
Clonostachys solani is the source of this 555-nucleotide messenger RNA. The record is from the annotation of a GenBank genome assembly. Lineage: Eukaryota; Fungi; Ascomycota; Sordariomycetes; Hypocreales; Bionectriaceae.